Messenger RNA from Microtus oregoni (creeping vole), 3737 nucleotides. RefSeq names its product trimethylguanosine synthase 1 (gene Tgs1). Gene Ontology annotation, cellular component: nucleus. Gene Ontology annotation, biological process: 7-methylguanosine RNA capping; 7-methylguanosine cap hypermethylation. Gene Ontology annotation, molecular function: RNA cap trimethylguanosine synthase activity. The transcript is spliced from 13 exons. The coding region runs from base 246 to 2819 and encodes 857 amino acids. NCBI's taxonomy places the organism in Eukaryota, Metazoa, Chordata, Mammalia, Rodentia, Cricetidae. The record is from RefSeq and is a predicted model, not a curated record.
GGCGAGCUCCCCUUAAGCACCUGUGAGGAAGAAGCCCGGGCCACCUUGGCAGUGACACCGCCCUCUCCCCGCCCCUUCCGGUAGUCGCAGUUGCUGCUUCCGUUGUGCCUGGCGGGCUCCGGGCUCGAGCGUUCCCGGGUGCGUUCCGGCUCCUCCGCCCCGGCCGCUGAGUCUGAUCUCUGUCUCCAGCAACCGAGCAGAGGCCCAGCCCCGCCGGGGACAGGAGAGCCACCCCGGAGAACAAAAUGUGCUGCGAGAAGUGGAGCCACGUGGCCGAAAUGCUGCUCUUCAUUGAAAACCGCGACGAGGAGGACACGAUCCAUUGCCUCUGUUCCCGGGCGUUUGUGGAGGAUCGAAAACUAUACAACUUGGGGUUAAAAGGCUACUAUGUCAGAAGCAGUGACAAUAAUGCAGGAGACCAAGCUACAGAAGAAGAGGAAGAUGAUCAUUCCCUUGGCGCCACAGAAUCACACAGCAAAGACAUGAGCCCAGAUGAAAGUGAACUUGAUUCAGAGGCCAAACUCAUGAGAAGUAUGGGAUUGCCAAUUCAGUUUGGAAGAGUGUCUGCCCAUAAGAGUUUUGAGGUGUCUAUGAAUACUAAAAAUAAAUUUAAAGUGAAGCAGAAAAGGAGAAAGCACCAGAAGAAGUACUUGGAUGAAAUGAUCCAAGAGUCGUGGAGAGAUGACUGUGAAGACGAUGAUGCUGUAGUGUCAGAUGACCCACCAUCAGUUGAGCACUGUGACAGCAGCAGAACAUGUGAACUCCAGAGCAAAACAGAUACCGAGACAGAAAACCUUGCCGUUGAAACUACACCGUCACCAAAGCUAGAGGUCACAGAGAACUGGGAAAGGUAUUGGAAUGUAUAUGGAGAAGGGCUGUUGUGGCAAAGCUGGCAGGAAAAGCAUCCAGAUCAGACACAAUCUUCUGAACCUUGGAACCUCCCCGAUACAAAGGAAGAAUGGGAGCAACAUUAUAGUCAGCUUUAUUGGUAUUAUCUGGAACAGUUUCGGUAUUGGGAAGCUCAGGGUUGGACUUUUGCAGCCUCACAAGACAGUGGUCUAGAUGCUGAUGCUCAAACAGAAGCUGACAGAAGAGACGAGAGCGGCAUGAAAGUGGAUUUACUGACUCAUUCGUCUUCACCUAACACCGCUGAUGAUGAAAGCUCUGGCUCAAACGAUAAAGAUCAUGAUGACAUACUUGCUGGAAUUAACAAUAUAAUUCUGAGUUCUGAGGAAGUAGAACAGAGCCAGUUAGAGUCCUCCAUACACUGUGACAAGCAGCAGCUGAGUGAGAGUAGCAGCGGCAAAGAGUGUCCUGCCUCUGGAGGACAUGACCCCAGUAAUGGAACACCCAAGGAAAGUAAUGCAUCUGGGGACAGAAGCACAGACCAACCAGCUCAAGAGUUGAAGGAGUCUUCAGGACCAGACACAGGCAAAGAUCCAGCAUACCCUAACAGGGCUGAUGGUAAUGAGAGUGAUGAUGAUCCACCUGAGCAGAAGCCCAGCAGAGUGAAGAGAGGCCAUGAAUUGGACAUUGAUGAAAACCCAGAUACAGAAGUUGAUGACAAUGGUUUCCUUCUAGGAUUCAAGCAUGGCUCAGGACAAAAAUAUGGUGGAAUCCAAAAUUUCAGUCAUCGGCAGGUCAGAUAUCUAGAGAAGAACUUGAAAUACAAGUCAAAGUACCUGGAUAUGCGCAAGCAGAUGACUGUGAAGAACAAACACAUCCGGUUCACAGAAGAGUUGGGGAAACCCCUUCUCAAGAAGAGUAAAGUGCGAAAUAAGGUGGAGAAAUUCCUAAAAUGGGUUCAUGAACCAGUGGAUGAGGAGCCAUCCCAGGAGUCGCUUCCUCAUAACAAGAUACAAGACACUUGCACAAGCAGUGACUCUGAGGAGCAAGACAUGCCCUUGGAGAAAGCCGACGACCUGAUGGAGGCCAGAGAUCCAGAACCUGACACAUGUCAGGCCAUCUCUUCAGCCAGCGAACCUGAAGCAGAAAAGAGUGAAGGAGCUUCCACAACUGCUCCAGAGAAGCAGGACUGUGUACCUGAAGAAAUGGCUGACUCUCCCCAAGCGGAAACAGGAGUUGAAAUGAAGAAGAAGAAGAAAAAUAAGAAGAAAAACAAGAGCAAAAAAUUAAAUGGUCUGCCACCCGAAAUAGCCUCUGUUCCUGAGCUGGCAAAAUACUGGGCCCAGAGGUACAGGCUCUUUUCUCGUUUUGAUGAUGGGAUCAAGUUGGACAAAGAGGGCUGGUUUUCAGUUACCCCUGAGAAGAUUGCUGAGCACAUUGCUGGCCGUGUCAGUCAGUCCUUCAAAUGUGACAUUGUAGUGGAUGCUUUCUGUGGGGUUGGAGGAAAUACCAUUCAGUUCGCCUUAACGGGGAAGAGAGUGAUUGCCAUUGAUAUUGACCCAGUUAAGAUUGAUCUUGCUCGUAAUAAUGCUGAAGUUUAUGGAAUAGCGAAUAACAUAGAGUUUAUCUGUGGAGAUUUCCUACUCUUGGCUCCCUGUUUAAAGGCUGAUGUUGUGUUUCUAAGCCCGCCUUGGGGGGGACCAGAUUAUGCUACUGCAGAGACCUUCGACAUUAGGACGAUGAUGUUUCCUGAUGGCUUUGAAAUUUUUAGGCUUUCCCAGAAGAUCACUAAUAAUAUUGUGUAUUUUCUUCCAAGAAAUGCUGACGUUGACCAGGUGGCAUCCUUGGCUGGGCCUGGAGGGCAAGUGGAAAUAGAGCAGAACUUUCUUAACAACAAAUUAAAGACAAUCACUGCAUAUUUUGGUGACUUGAUCAGAAGACCAGCCUCCGAAGCAGAAGUGGAGGAUAACUGAAGACAGAUUGCGCUUUGGUUUCCCAGCCACCCAGACCCAAAUAAUCUCACAGUAACUACAUUAAUUACAGCACUGUUUGGCCAGCGGCUCAGGUGUCUUCCUGACUAGCUCUUAUAUCUUAAAUUAACCCAUUCUGUUAAUCUGUGUAUCGCCACGAGGCUGUGGAUUAAUGGUAAUGUUCUGGCAUCUUUCCCCUUCGGCAGCCACCUGGCAUCUCCUUGACUCCACCUACUCUCUCUUUAAGAGCUGUUCUGCCUUGUACUGAUAGCAAGAUCAUGCGGAAUGAGAGUGGCAUUUGAAUGAGACACUUGGGAAGGUCUUCUCAGCUCCUUAAUAUUAUGAACGUGUGAUAUGGAAACCUUUGAGUUUUUUUUUUUUUUUUUUUUUGAGACAGGGUUUCUCUGUGGCUUUGGAGCCUGUCCUGGAACUCGCUCUGUAGACCAGGCUGGUCUCGAAUGCUAGUGAAGUGGUUUGUGAUUUUCAGGGAAUGCUAACUGAGCUGUGUUCAGUACUCUAAAGCGGUAAGCAUCAGGGCCAGGUGAUCGUAGAUACCUAUUAUGGUCCCAGCACUUCGGAGGUUCAAGGUCAUCCUGUACUGCAUAAAUUCAAGGCCAGCCUGAGUUACAUGAGGACUGGCCUCAAAAAUGACCCCGUGCUUAAAUUAAGUGCAUCUGUGUAUAUUUGUAUGUUUCUGUUCUUUAACUAUGUUUUGGUGUGUGUGUGUGUGUGUGUGUGUGUGUGUGUGUGUAAAUGCUUUUUUAAAAUGCAAAGAAAAAUGAAAAGCAGUUCUGCCUGCACGUUUAACCUCUGGUGAAAUAAUGUUACCAAUUUAAUGCUAUAACAAGAAAGGUAGAACUCUCCCACUACCUUACCUAUUUUUUAUAUUCAACUGUCUAAAUAUAAUCACAGUUAACAGUG